Alternaria atra is the source of this 1923-nucleotide messenger RNA. RefSeq lists its product as uncharacterized. NCBI's taxonomy places the organism in Eukaryota, Fungi, Ascomycota, Dothideomycetes, Pleosporales, Pleosporaceae. The transcript is spliced from 7 exons. Gene Ontology annotation, biological process: arachidonate metabolic process. The record is from RefSeq and is a predicted model, not a curated record. Bases 1 to 1923 code for a protein of 640 amino acids. Gene Ontology annotation, cellular component: membrane.
AUGAGAGAACGCGCUAGCGAUUUUACGCAAUUUAACUACGCCCAUUUCCAGGCUCUCACCAAGCAAGCACUAAAUCAAAUUAGCAACAACAUCACUAAGCCUUUACGAUUCGCUAGUGCUUCGCGACCACGAGGCUUCACAACAGAUCUUCUAGAAACCUGUCUCUCAGACUUCCUUCUGCAAAUGCCUUCACAGGCCUGGCUAUGGCAUUUUGCCGCACCUCUUUUAGCUUCAGCUCUGCUACUCGCUAGCUACCCACCAGGUUCCCAUAACUUCGCGCCUGAUUACCUUUUCGAUGCACUAUACUCUGCUCCGUGCAAAGCGGCCAUCGCUGCUUAUACGAUGCUUGAGGAGAUCCAGCACAAGUUUUUGUCAGCAGUGCUCCAAGAGUUCAAAGAUAUCUUCAAGACAUACGUUGACAACACAUUACCUGCAACGGGUAUACGCAUGCUGAGUGUGGAUGGAGGCGGCGUCAGAGGCGUGAUCCCCCUUAUCUUUCUUCAGCAUCUCGACCGCGCACUUGCUCCGCUAGGCUGCGCGAUUAGGGAUCACUUCGAUUUCGUAUGCGGCACAUCAGCUGGCGGUCUUGUUGUUAUCGGAAUGUUCUUGUUACAAUGGGGCGCUACGGAGUCUAUACAGCGGUUCGAGCAAGUCGCUGCAAAAACAUUUGGCAGGCGAAAGGCCUUGAUAUCGAGGGCUCUUCAACUUGUUAUUGCAUAUGUCGAGGAUGGCCAGUACAGCCUUGCUGCUGUUCAGGAAGCGUUUAGGAAGACGUUCAACUCUCCUUUGUCCUCUUACACUUUGCAGAUGUUCAACCCUUUGCGGAACGAUACUAAGGUGGCGGUCACCACCACUGCAGUUCACGAUUCGCUUCCAUGGUUAUUUACUAACUACAAUGGGGGAAGACGCCAUGAUGAUGUCGGGUAUGAUGUCGUCCGCGCCGAGAAAGCGCAAAACGAUAUCACUGUUAGUGAUGCGGCAUGUUGCACGUCGGCCGCGCCCUGGUUCUUUAAACCGCAAGCGGUGCGUAGCCUAGGCACCUACCAGGAUGGGGGAUUACAACACAAUAACCCAGCCAGCAUAGCUCAGUGGGAAAGUCAUUUUCUUUGGCCGACUAAACGCGAUCCUGAUUUCGCUCUCUCGCUCGGUACUGGAUUUGCGGCGAAAUCUGCGAGCUUAGGUCUUACUAUCCCACGUUUCUACAAGCGAUUGUUCAACAGUUUCAUGCGGAACUUGGAUAGCGAAGAUGCAUGGAAACGCUACUACAAUUCUUUAGAUCCGAAGGUACGUCCUAGGUAUCACCGGCUGAAUGUAAAGUUCACUGGUCCAGAGCCUAGCUUGGACGAUGCAAACCAGAUACCCUGUCUCAAGGAUGUAGCCCUACGAAAGAUCGACGAGGACAACAUCGCUAUAACAUCAGUGGUAGACUUAAUGCUAGCUUCCAUGUUCUACUUCGAGUUGGAUGCUUUGCCUAUCCUCGACGGAGGUAAUUAUCUUUGCUUGGGAUACAUUCGCUGUCGCCUUGACCUACCAGUCGAAGGUCUCCGCUACUUGUACAACCAGUUACUCGAGACCUCUUCUUGGUUCCUUAUCCAAGGAAGUCCUAUCCAUUGUGUUCAAUCCAUACCCAAGGGACCCCCGCCAUUCAAGAGACGAGUCAAUUUUCGUGCUGAAAGUAUAGACGAGGUGAUUGCGUUUUCUCUAGGAGGUAUCACCAGUACAGUGAGACCUCUAAGUGGUUUCCCGACUAGUCUAAGGAAAUUAAUCGAAGACCAACGUCUCGAGAAGCCGUUUGGUACCCUCGACCACGUAGUAUCAGAAAAGCCACUACCUGCCAUUCCUGCAAAACGUCCUAGCGCCAUCCAGUCCCCUGAGCACGAUUAUGACCCGAAAAAAACCCGCGUUAGGACAGGAUUCUUUUGA